UAAAUUAUCGACAAUUCAACAACAACAACAACAAAGUCCUGAAGUUUGGCAAGAAUUGACUGUUAUUUGAUGCUUAUUCCACUGUACACAAUGUCGCCAAUGAUGAUGAAAUGGAAUAAUAAUCAUUAAAUCUAGCGGUGAAUACAACGGAAAACGAACACAACGAAUUAAUGAUAAAAAACCAAAAGAUGAAACAAUGAAAUUAUUAUCGACCACAAAAUCGAUAAACAUUAAUCAGCAUCAUCAUCAUCAUAAUCAUUUUACAUUCGAUUGUAAUUAUCAUACAAUUUCUGCAUCCAAUCAUAGAAAAGAUUCGAAUCAUGAAAACAACACUAGUGAAAAUAGUAAAAUUUCACAUUCAACUAUUUCGACAUUUACAGCUGAAAUUGGUGACGAUUACGACAACAACAACAACAACAACAACCAGAGAAUGAAAAAUUCCGAAAAAAAUGAACAAAUAAUAACGAUUCCAUUAUCGAUUGGUGAUCGAAUCCAUUACAAAUGUUCAAUGAUUGUUGAUCAUCUGGAACAAUGUGAACAACAACGACAACAACGAUCAUCAUUAUCAUUGAUAAUGUUCAAUGAAAUGAAAAUGAAGAUGAAAAAAUCUGAAUUGUUUCAGAAUAAUUUCAUCAUUCCAAAUCAUUGCCAUUCAAUACGAAUUAUAUUACAAUGGCCACGAAGAAUUGAACAAUUAAAUCGUACAGACAAUCAAAAAGAAGCAAUGAUUUUUGAAAAUGUAACAAAAACAACACAUGAAUCUAUCGAAUGA
Messenger RNA from Dermatophagoides farinae (American house dust mite), 772 nucleotides. Lineage: Eukaryota; Metazoa; Arthropoda; Arachnida; Sarcoptiformes; Pyroglyphidae. The record is from RefSeq and is a predicted model, not a curated record.